Parastagonospora nodorum SN15 is the source of this 900-nucleotide messenger RNA. RefSeq lists its product as hypothetical. Bases 1 to 900 code for a protein of 299 amino acids. Lineage: Eukaryota; Fungi; Ascomycota; Dothideomycetes; Pleosporales; Phaeosphaeriaceae. The transcript has 2 exons. The record is from RefSeq and is a predicted model, not a curated record.
AUGGAAGAGGAAAUACAGCGUGAACCCUUCCCGUUUGACGAGAACGUUGUCUUUCGCGAGUCAUCAUUCUUCAAGAAGCCGAACGCACCACUGUCUCUUCCAACGCCGGCAGAAGUGAGAGAAGUAGCGCGUCACUCCGGCCACCCCAGAGCUGAGAUCGUAACUCGGCCUCCGCCUGUAACUUUUCCUAGUCUAGGGCUAUUAGUGAAAUACGGGACGGAUGUAGCAGUUGCUGAGGGGCAAUGCCUCCUAUUUAUCGGCAACACUCAAGUCGUACCUGUUCCGGAAGUGUAUGGGUGGUGCAAGGACGACGAUCAAGUGUUCAUUUAUAUGGAGCUGGUGGACGGCAUAACAUUAGGAAAGAGCUGGGACACUAUGACCGAAGGAGAAAAGACGUCAAUUUGUGAACAAUUGCAUGACAUGGUCGAUGCAUUGCGCGGUGUUGAGCAGAACUCGUGGCCACCAUAUAUUGGUCAUGUUGGCAAGCAACCGCUAUUAGACAUCAUUUUUACGCAUAGCAACUCUCCAACUGCAGGGCCGUUCGAGAACGUGUCUAUCUUCCACGACUGGUACACCUCAGCAUAUGGUCCACACCGGGAUGUCCAAGAUGCAUCCCCACAUCCAUAUCGCUCCUUUCUUCCUGACAAUAUUCCUAUCGUGUUUACGCACGCUGAUCUACACCCAAGUAACAUCAUUCUAUCCUCUGGUCUCAACCCUCAUGUCAUUGCAAUCAUUGAUUGGCAUCAAUCUGGAUGGUAUCCGGAUUAUUGGGAGUAUUGCAAAGCUCGGUGGACCUCGCGGAUCGGUCAAGAAUGGGAAUCAAAAUAUCUGCCUCUAAUACUAGACCGUCGAGAAUGCUAUGACUACUGGGACUAUUUCGUUCUAGCCCGUGGGCUCUGA